CGCGGGGCUCGGCUCGCGCGCGGCCCCCUCCUCCCACGGCGCGCCGGGAAUGGUCCGUCUCGCCGCGCAAGCGCCCUAGGCGCCUCACGCCCCCCUGCGCUCGCUCCUGCCCUACUUGCGGCGCAGGCGCGAGGCCCGGGCGUGCAGCCGCCACCCACCGCCGGGCCGGAGCGGGGGCCGCCGACGACCCGUCCCUCUACCUGCCAGCAUCCCGUAUUAGAAGACUCUGUGGCCGGAGAGCUGGCCGGGGAGGGACACUGCCCAGCUGCUGCUCUUCUGCUGUCUCCCGUCCCCUCCCCUGGCCAUGACAGAGACCCGUGAGCCAGCUGAGACCGGGGGCUACGCCAGCCUGGAAGAAGAUGACGAAGACCUCUCCCCAGGCCCCGAGCACUCCUCGGACUCUGAGUACACCCUCUCAGAGCCCGACUCCGAAGAGGAAGAAGACGAGGAGGAGGAGGAGGAGGAGACCACGGAUGAUCCUGAGUACGACCCGGGCUACAAGGUGAAACAGCGCCUGGGGGGCGGCCGGGGCGGCCCCUCCCGCCGGGCCCCGCGCGCAGCCCAGCCCCCGGGCCCCCUGGCCCAGCCCUGCCAGCUCUGUGGCCGCUCCCCGCUGGCCGAGGCCCCGCCGCCGGGCACCCCGCCUUGCCGGCUCUGCUGCCCCGCUUCGGCCCCGCAGGAAGCCCCCGCGCCCGGAGGCAGGGCCCUCGGGGAGGAAGAGGAGCCCCCUCGGGCUGGGGAGGGCCGGCCCGCCGGGCGGGGGGAGGAGGAGGACGAGGACGAGGACGAGGACGAGGAGGGCACCUACCACUGCACGGAGUGCGAGGACUCCUUCGCCACCCUGGGCGAGCUGCACGGGCACUUCAUGCUGCACGCGCGCGGGGAGGUGUAGGCCG
Molecule: messenger RNA, 896 nt
Organism: Lepus europaeus (European hare)
Lineage: Eukaryota; Metazoa; Chordata; Mammalia; Lagomorpha; Leporidae
Gene: ZNF428
Product: zinc finger protein 428
Exons: 3
Coding region: 305-892 (195 amino acids)
Source: RefSeq, a predicted model, not a curated record